This is a messenger RNA of Pistacia vera, 444 nucleotides long. RefSeq lists its product as uncharacterized. The transcript has a single exon. Bases 173 to 406 code for a protein of 77 amino acids. NCBI's taxonomy places the organism in Eukaryota, Viridiplantae, Streptophyta, Magnoliopsida, Sapindales, Anacardiaceae. The record is from RefSeq and is a predicted model, not a curated record.
ACUUUACCAUCAAACUUAUCAACUUCGUCAUCUUCACCUCCAAGCUCCAAUCAAUAGCAUUUUCUGUCUUUUUAAUCCAUUUUUUUUUUUUUUUUUUUUUUUUUUUUUUGUUUUCUUUUUUUUUGUUGGUUCUACUUCUGAAGUUGUUGCAAGAACGUUAACGAUUAACGUUAUGGCUGGUGGAAUUGGAGUUCCACUUUGUGUUCAGUGUGGCACGACUAGCAACCCGUGCCGGUGCAAGGUGGUUGGGCCGACGCUAGGGUUCCUGGCAUUCGCAGUGGCGGCAAUCUUUGAAUGGCCGGUGGGGGCUUUAGUUUAUUGCUUCAAGCACGCGAAAGGUCGUCGUAUUAUGGCUCAUCCUGUCACCGUUGUUUACCCUAAAGUCACCAAUAAGAUUCCUAUUUGAUGUUCUACCGUGCUAUAAAAUAAUGUAACUUUAAUUUA